CCACCCCGUACCCGCCCCGCCCCGCCUGACCCACUCCAUACCCGACCCAUACCCGCUUUAUACCCACCCCAUACCCGCAUAAGACCCGACUAGCCAUAGCAUAAUACGAUUAAAAAAAAAAAAAUUACUACACCUAAUGAAAUCUAACCCAGUAACCCACUUACCCAAUACCCACCCUCAUUCAGUCAUUCACUCAUUCUCAAAACAAAAACCCUAGCCUCACUGCCUCACUCUCUCCUCUCACAGUCUCACUGCCUCACUGUCUCAAGCGCUGAAUCUCUUCCUCAAGCCUCAAACCCCUCUCUUCGAUCCUUCUUCUUCAACCUCGUGGUCCUCGUCUGCAAUCAAAUCUCUUCGAUCCUUCUUCUUCAACCUCGAUCUUGCAAGGCUGCAACUCAUUCAAUUUAGGUAAACGUUUUCGCAUUAUUAUCUUUGAAUUUUCUUAAUUCAAUAUGUUCAAUUAAGAAUUUCUUAAUUGGGUUUUCGAUUGAAAGUAUGUGAUUCGUCUUUUAUUUAUGAUUUGUUCGAUUGCGGUUUUCAAUAUUUCAUUUGAUUGAGCUAGGGUUUCGUGUUAUAUUUGUAUGAUACUUUCAAUCUAAUGCAAUGUAGUUGAUUACUGUUAUUUUUUGUAUGAUAAUGUAUGAAUAUGAUGACCUCCAAAUUUUUUAGUUUAUUAGGGUUUUAAUCUAGAAUUUUCAUUACUUGUUUUUUUAUAUUUAAUUUCACAAAAUAGAUAUAAUAAAGUCGAAAUAUGUAUAGAUUGUAAUUAGUUUUUCUCAUUAAUUUCAGACUUAUAAGUUUAUGUUUAUUAUUUUAGCUUAUGUGUGAUAACUAAAUUCGGAUUAUGUCAUUUGACCACUUAUUCGAUCAUUAUAGAUUUAGUUACUUUUUUUUUUUAUUUAAUUCAUUUACUAAGUCUAAGAUCAAUCUCUGUAGUACACACUAACUUAACACACUUUGUAUAUAAUUAAGUGGGGAUGAAUUUUGAUUGUAUUGUAGUUCAAAAUAUAUAUACUGAUUUUUUACUAAAUUUGAAUUGAAAAUGACUGGCUAUUAGCCUAUGAAUGAUGCAUGGUGUGUGUGAGCGUUUGUGUUUGUAUCUAUGUGGCUCAGUGGCUAUAAAUUUGUGUUGUAGCCUGUAUGUAGUGGUUAGUGACUUAGUGUGAUAGGUGGUUAACUGGUUAUGCAGCAGCAACAAUAUAUUAACAUAGUAGUUACAGUAUGACAUUAUGCAUUGAUAGGCCUUUCAACAUGAUAUCUUCCGAUAGCUGUGCUAGAAGCAUGAUCUGCCUUUGCUGCUGUGCAUUGCUAAUUUGCUAUUAUUAAUUUAUUAUUGCUGUUUCUGAGAUGUCAAAUGUGUUCAAUACUGUAGUCAAUAUGUCUAGUGCAUUAAUUGUCUUUAUUUAAUUUUUACAGGGGAGAAUGACAUCUAAAAAUGAGAAUAACGCUAGUGUUCCCACUUCCGCUAGUAAUACUCCAAUUGCAAUAGAUGAUGAUGAAAGUCCUCUAGAGACUAAUUCCGAUCCUUCUCUCCUACCAAUUACUAGUAGGCAUACUUCGGCAGUGUGGUCUGAUUUUAAGAGAAAGAGAGUUGGGGAUGUGAUAAAAGCUGAGUGCAACCAUUGCUCCAAGCUACUUGCUGGUGGGUCAAAAGCAGGAACUACUCAUUUGAAAGAUCAUAUAAAAAUAUGUCCAAAGAGAGUAUGUCAAGAUCUUCGACAAACAAGAAUGUUUGGUACAAAAAAAAACUUGAAUGAUAAGAAUGACACGAUGACAUUGGCUCCUUACGAAUUCCACCAAGAAGAUGGAAGAAGAGACUUGGCAGAGAUGAUUAUUUUGCAUGAGUAUCCAAUUAGCAUGGUUGAGCAUAUUGGUUUUAGAAAAUAUAGCAAGACACUCCAACCUGGAUUUAAAGUGCCGUCUCGCAACACAACUAGAAAAGAUAUUAUGAAAAGAUAUGAGCUUGAGAAGGAGAAUGUUGCAACCUUGUUGAGGAAAGCAAAGGGUAAGAUUGCCUUAACUACUGACAUGUGGACAGCUGACAACCAGAGAAAAGGUUAUAUGGCGGUCACCUCACAUUUUAUUGAUAAUACAUGGAAGUUGCAAAGUCGGAUCAUAAGGUUUUUAUAUGUCCCCGCCCCUCAUACUACUGAGGUUCUUGCUGAUGCUUUGAAAGAAAGCAUUCAAUCAUGGAAUCUUGAUCUUAGGUUGUCUUCUAUAACCGUGGAUAAUUGUUCAACUAAUGAUGCAAUGAUGGAAAUUUUGAAAGGAGUGUUUCCAUAUGGCUCACUUUUAUUGCGAGAUUGUGGAGAAUUUAAGGAUGAUGAAUAUGCUAAAUUAGUGGGAGAAUUAGAGGAAGGAUUUGAAACAUGUGAUAUCGAUUCUGGAACAACUCGAACAAGUGGACUUUGCACCGAAUAAUUCAAGGCCUAAUGAAUUUCUUGUUAUGUAUUUGAAUAUUUGUAGACUUGUAGUUAUUUUUAAUAUUUGGACUUUGGACAAUUUGGAGUUAGUGUUUUUUUUUUUUCUCUUAUGUACUACUAAUUUUAAGUUUUUUAAUAUGUAGUAAUGUAGUAUGUAUGCCUAAGGUGUUGCACUUUAUGAAAAUGGUUGAUCUUGCAGUGGUUUUUGUUGGAUUUGAGUUAA
Messenger RNA from Chenopodium quinoa (quinoa), 2646 nucleotides. Its product is annotated as zinc finger BED domain-containing protein RICESLEEPER 3-like. Bases 1423 to 2421 code for a protein of 332 amino acids. The record is from RefSeq and is a predicted model, not a curated record. The transcript has 3 exons. Lineage: Eukaryota; Viridiplantae; Streptophyta; Magnoliopsida; Caryophyllales; Amaranthaceae. Gene Ontology annotation, molecular function: DNA binding.